AUGGCGAGCGCCGAAGGUUUUGCCGCCGUCUUCUACAGCGAGCCAGGGGUGCUGGGGCUGCUCGGCAACGUGGUCAGUGCCUUCCUCCUGUGCCUGCAGAACUUCACCGUGGCCACCACUGGCCUCGGGCCUCGGGUGGCAGAGCAGAUCCUGGCAGGCAUCCACCUCAUCCUGAUCGGUGGCUUUGUCCAGCUCCUGGCCGGAUUUCUCGCCUUCCGCAAGUAUGACCACCUGGGAGGCGCGGCCUUCCUCACCUUCUCUGCUCUGUGGAGCAGCUAUGGGGUCACACGGGUCCUGUCCGCCGCGUAUCCCGAGAACACAACGCUUCCCUCCGGGAAUGCCAGCCAGCUCCUGGACGCCGGCACAGCCCCACUCUCGGCCAGCCAGAGCGCCGUGGCCGGGCUGGUGGCCUACAUCGCCAUCUCCUUAAUCCUGUCCUUCUGCUCAGCCACCGUCAACUACAUCAUGCCCUUCAUCUUCGGGGCCAUCACACUGGCCCUGGCCUUCGAGGCGGUGGCGCUCUUCACGGACUGGGCCCUGGUGGUGUCCGGGGUGCUGGAGCUGGGCAUUGUCCUGUGCGGGCUGUACGGGGCCGUGGCUCUGCUGCUCAAGGGCAUCACCCAGAGGUACGUCCUGCCCGGCUUUGGGCACCCCCUCUUUAAUGUCCUGCUGCUGGGCUCGGCGCAGAAAAGCUCCUCCAAGGCCCUCGGGGAAGAAAAGAAGAAGAACACAAAGUACGCGGAGCCGAUGGCCCUGGGGAACAUCUGCGACACCGUGUCACCCUUCAUAUUCGCCUUUUACUUCUUUGGGUACAUGAAGACUUUCUGCGUGGGAGCAGCAUGGAUAUCCAUCAUCUCCAGCUGCCAGCUGCUCUCCAGCUUCUACAGCUACCUCAGAGGGGAUGGCUACCACACCACCAAGUUUGGUGUCCACAGCCUCUUCUGGCUGGUGAUGUCCUGGGAGGAGUUUGUGCUCACCGCCUUCCUCGGCCUGCCCAUGGCUCAGGACAGCAGGCUGGGAAUGUUUGGAGCCUGGUUCUUCCUGGCCACUGCCUGCCUGCUCUUUCUGAUGUCGAUCCACAAAGACACCCUGGAGAUGCUGCAGAACGCCUCCUUCAUCGUCCUCACCUCAGCCUUCGUCCACCAGAUCCCUCUGUCCGGCGCCCGGCCCUUCCUGGGGGCCGCCUGCAGCCUCUGCACCGCGCUCUCCCUGUACGCCACCUUCGCCAGCCUCAUCAACUCCAUCGGGGAGAAGGUUCUGAUUCCCGUGGGCCCCCAGGCCGUGUCCAGCUCAGCUCUCCAAGCCGUGCUGGGGGCUCUCAAGGCCCGGCUCUCGAGGUCCAAGGACGUGCCCAGCGGCACCGGCGCUGCCGUGCCGGACGCUUUGUUCUACAUCUGCAAUGGCCUGGCUGCGGCCGCCGCCAUCCAGGACAGGCUCGGUGAGCCGGGCAGGCAGCAGCUCUCCAUCCCCUCUGUGCUCAUCCCGGGAGCCCUGGGGCAGCUGUUCGUGUGCCGGAUCCAGGUGCGGGGCGGGAAGAGGUUCGGAUCCGUGCUCCCCUUCUGCUACGCUGUCUUCUGGGGAGCCUGGACCUGGCUGCGCCUGGCAGGCCACUUGCUGGACAUCGGGGCGGGGAACACCGAGGGAUUCACGGCCGGCUCCAUCGCCUUCUUGGUGCUCAAUGCUUUUUUAGUCAUUCUGGGGAAAUCAGAGCUGGGGCUGCUCAGUUAA
Molecule: messenger RNA, 1728 nt
Organism: Cyanistes caeruleus (blue tit)
Lineage: Eukaryota; Metazoa; Chordata; Aves; Passeriformes; Paridae
Source: RefSeq, a predicted model, not a curated record